ACAUGAUGAAAUUAUCAAAAUCGGAGAGAAAGUUGCGGAAAAAGCAAGCUAAGUCUCAGCACACGUUGUUGAAGCAUGAUGGAAUAAAAGCUUCCGACAUUCCUACGAAAAUUCUUUGUGUCAACAAUGCAGGGCUUGAUAGUGGUGUUUCUAGGGAUGAAGUUCAAGAGUUAUUUGAAGUAUAUGGCGGAGUUGAGGAUGUGAUAAUGAUGCCUCAGAAACCUUAUGCUUUUGUGUGUUAUCAGACUGAGGAAGAAGCAGAGAAAGCAUAUGAAAACUUAAAUGGAAAAACAUUGGUAGAAAAUGAUGAUAGAAAGUGGCCUGUGAAGUUAUACAUCUCUUAUGUCAGUCAAGUUCCCUCGAGUCUGUCGCCAUCAGAUGAUCUCCCUCCUGGCCUCAUCCUUUUAGAGAACUUCAUCACACAGGAAUAUGCGGAGAAAAUGUUGGAAUCUAUUGAUUGGCAUGAAGAGGCAUCACAUGGUAUGCAAAGAGAACUCAAACACAGGGAAGUCAAACAUUAUGGCUAUGAAUUCAAAUAUGGAAUCAAUGAUGUAGAUGUUGAUGAUCCUCUGCCACAGGGAGUUCCAGCCAUGUGUCGGGAGCUUUUGGAUACAGCCUUAAAAACAGGCCAUAUAAAAUAUCUGCCUGACCAAGUCACAGUGAAUAAGUAUUUGCCAGGACAAGGUAUACCUCCUCAUGUAGAUACUCCUGCUGCUUUUGAGGAUGGAAUUAUGUCUCUCAGUCUUGGUUCACAGGUGUUAAUGGAUUUCCGUCAUCCUAAUGGUAAGCACCUGUCAGUAUUGUUGCCACCUUGUAGCCUGCUGAUAAUGACAGGGGAAUCACGUUACCUUUGGUCGCAUGGAAUCACGCCACGCAAAUCAGAUAUUAUUCCAACACCUGAUGGCAGACUAACCAUUGUACAUAGGGGUACCCGUACCUCAUACACUUUCAGGAAAAUCAUCCCACCAAAAGACAGAAUAAAUCGUCACAUACCAUUCGUUACAGAGAGCAGACAACACAACCCGACGAUACUCCCACAGUCAGCUUCAGAUGCUGCAUCCCUUGAGGAGACACAUGUUCAUAAGGUUUAUGAAGAAAUAGCUGACCACUUCAGUGGCACUCGCCAUAGUCCCUGGCCUCGGAUUGCAGAUUUUAUCCGGACACAACCAGUUGGGUCCAUUCUGGUAGAUAUUGGCUGUGGCAAUGGCAAAUACCUUGGUAUCAACAAGGAUAUAUAUGAGGUUGGGUCUGAUAGGAGUUUUAAUCUAGCCAAGAUCUGCAGAAGUCGAGACUUCCCGGUGUUCGUCAGCGAUGUCAUGUCUAUACCUAUCAGAUCUGGAGUCUGUGAUGUUUGUAUCUGUAUUGCUGUGCUACAUCAUCUCUCUACAGAGGAGAGAAGACUGCAUGGAAUAUCAGAACUGCUGCGUAUCCUACGUCCUGGAGGUAAAGCUCUCAUAUAUGUAUGGGCGAUGGAGCAAGAACUACAUAAAGUAAAAUCGAAAUAUUUAAAAGAGGUGAAGGUCACAGGAUCUCUGAAUGGUAAUGUCAAGGACACUGAUACAGAAACUGAGAAAGUCAAGGUGACAGAUUCAACUGCAGACCUGUUAGAAAAAGAUACAGUGAAACAAAUUGAUAAUAAAUCCUUGCCAAAAGGAGAUGCAGAAAAGGAGAACAUAAUUUCUGUUAAAAAGAGUAGUGAGACAGAGUGUGAUGAUAGACAAGAGGUUCAACUUUCAUCGCCUUCUUUUGAUAGACAUGAAACACCAGAAUAUGAAGUGACUAAAAAACGUGGGGUUUGUGGACAAGCUUCAGACAAGGCACAAAAUCAAUGUAGUUCUAGCAUGAUACAGAGCAGUAGUAACAUGUUAGAAAUACACAAAAAUCGGACCAAUUUUAAACAGCAGGACAUGCUAGUGCCCUGGCAGUUAAAGAACAAGGCAGAGGCCAGUGUAAAGGACAGAGGUGACUCUGUGUUCCAUCGAUACUACCACGUGUUCCGACAGGGAGAACUCGAGGCUCUGUGUCAGAGACUAGAAAAUUGUCAGGUGCGGGAGAGUUACUAUGACCAGGGAAAUUGGGCCGUUAUACUACAAAAGUUAUAGCAUAAAUAUCAACUGUUAGGUGAAGGAGAAUCCUGUCAUAAAUUAAUGUUGUUGAAGGAAAUAAGAGGCAACAAAAUGACUGAAGAAAUAUUUACAUCACUUAAACUUCAAUAGAAAUCAAUUAUAUUGUGCAAAAACCUGCACAACAUUGUUAUAGUUUUAUCUUGGCUUUUAAAACUAUCUGUAUGUCUUUUGUAAGCUGAAAGAAAUCUCCACCACAAUGGAAAACAUGCUGGCAGCUGAGUCCAUAAACAUAAUGUACACUG
This is a messenger RNA of Ylistrum balloti, 2368 nucleotides long. RefSeq names its product alkylated DNA repair protein alkB homolog 8-like. Gene Ontology annotation, biological process: tRNA wobble uridine modification. Lineage: Eukaryota; Metazoa; Mollusca; Bivalvia; Pectinida; Pectinidae. Gene Ontology annotation, molecular function: tRNA binding; S-adenosylmethionine-dependent methyltransferase activity. Gene Ontology annotation, cellular component: nucleus; cytoplasm. The record is from RefSeq and is a predicted model, not a curated record. The transcript has 10 exons. Bases 3 to 2102 code for a protein of 699 amino acids.